UCAAAGUUAAUUCAGAGUGGGUCUCAAGAGUGCAGCACUGAUGAAAUGCAUAGGAUUUUAGAUGAUUGUCUGUACUCAACUGUGAUCCAGGUCUCCUUGAUUUUUCUUUUAGUGCUGAACUUCUUUCAAUAGCAGGAUUAGUUUCUCUGGAAGUAAUUUAGCCAUACAAGUAGACUAGGUAGUGAAGCAACAAAGAGUCAGGGACUCAGGCACAUUUAUCUCAGUUCCCAUGCCGACAGAAUCUUGUGAUACUAGGAUCCAAAUAUCUGAACCCAACCUAUCUAGCUGAUCAACAACAAGCAACCUUGAGUUGAGAACAUCCAAAGAUUUCCAACCGGUUUCGGCGCGAAUAAAUAGACCCCCUGAUCGAAUCCUUGGUCUCCAUCAAUCGCCACAUCCAUCAACACAUUCUACAAAGUCCAGAACUCACAACAACACUAGAAUUUCUGCACUGUUCAUCGUCCGAAACUGUGUUGACAUAUGUUAACAGUUGGAAAGAUGGCUUGCAAUGUGCUCAUUUUCUCUGCAUAUGUCGUCGUCAUGUCGUUCUUCUUGUGUAGUGUUCAUGCCAAGGUCAACAUGAAUGCAUCAUUCCAUUUAACUAGUGGAGAUGAUAGUCUCAGAGGCAGGUCUCUUGAGUCAAAGAAGGUGGUGUUCGAUGUGCGCAAACAUGGCGCUUACGGAGAUGGACAACAUGAUGACACGAAGGCAUUGGCAAAGGCAUGGGCUGCAGCUUGCUCCUCUUCGCAACCUUCCAUUGUUCUCAUCCCAAAGGGCAAGAGAUACCUCACCAAGCACAUUACACUAUCUGGUCCAUGCAAAUCAAGCAUCACGUUCAUGAUAGAGGGUACGUUGGUGGCUCCUCCAAAGAGGUCAGAUUGGAGCAAGGAAACUAUUAGGCACUGGAUUAUGUUCAAUGGUGUGAGUGGCCUUACUGUCGCUGGUGGUGGGACUGUCGAUGAAAACGGCAAGAUUUGGUGGCAAAAUUCCUGCAAAACGAAUGCAAAACUUCCAUGCACUGAAGCUCCAACGGCCUUGACAUUCUACUCCUGUUCAAAUCUGAAAGUGGAGAACUUGAAGCUACUAAACAGCCAACAAAUCCACAUGUCAGUUGAGGAUUGCACUGAUGUUAGGAUCUCUAGCCUGACAAUCACAGCACCAGGCACUAGCCCAAACACCGACGGCAUCCAUAUCACAAGAAGUAAAAAUGUACAAGUGACAGGCUGCAUAAUCAAGACCGGGGAUGACUGCAUGUCGAUUGAGGAUGGAACUGAGAACUUACAUGUCAAGAACAUGGUGUGUGGACCGGGACACGGCAUCAGCAUCGGGAGCUUAGGCGAUCACAACUCUGAAGCUCAUGUCAACAAUGUCACCGUCGACACCGUCAGGCUAUAUGGCACAACCAACGGAGCUCGCAUCAAGACAUGGCAGGGCGGUUGGGGCUACGCGAAGAACAUCGUGUUCCAGAACAUGAUCAUGGAAAAUGUUUGGAACCCAAUCAUUAUCGACCAGAACUACUGUGAUUCUGCUACACCCUGCAAGGAACAGACAUCUGCGGUGCAAGUUAGCAAUGUGGUCUUCAAGAACAUCAGGGGCACAAGUGCUUCCAAGGAGGCUAUCAAACUGGACUGUAGCAGAAAUGUACCUUGUCAAGGAAUAACCUUGAAGGACGUCAAGCUCACUAUCAAGGGAGGUGGUAGUGAUGCCAAGAGCACUUGCGGAAACGCAAAAUGGAAGAAAUCAGGGAUAGCCCUGUGCUUUCAGUAAUCUAUCUAUCUAUCUAUUAUAUACUAAAAGUCCAUUAAA
This is a messenger RNA of Oryza sativa Japonica Group (Japanese rice), 1806 nucleotides long. Its product is annotated as polygalacturonase. Lineage: Eukaryota; Viridiplantae; Streptophyta; Magnoliopsida; Poales; Poaceae. Gene Ontology annotation, biological process: carbohydrate metabolic process. Gene Ontology annotation, molecular function: polygalacturonase activity. The record is from RefSeq and is a predicted model, not a curated record.